AUGACAGCCACCGAGCCUCAAUCUCCCCGAUAUUUCACCGAGUAUUUGCCCCGACUGUGUUCUGUCUCUAUAUGUGUGGAAGUACAGAGACAAGGGCUUGAAGAGCUUCUCAUUAAAGACAAUCAUUUGCUGGUCUCCACGAAGACGCAAACGAUCUCCAUCCCGCUGGCGGGAAAGACUGCAGACUACAAUGAAAUCCUGUCAUUCGCGCGAGUUGAAAAUGGCUUUAUUACCUUAAAAGUUCCUGCUGUGGCUGACAAAGCCGCUAGUAGUACCGAUCAGCUAACAAGCACUGACGACUUGAUCUGGUCGAUCAGAGACUUGAAACAGCACCCAAAAGGCGUCUUUGAGUGUGCCGCAUGCUGCCAGCCAAUUGCAGACCUCUCAAAAAUACGAAAGCUCCAUUCUAUGCCAUCGGAAAUGUGGUAUGAAAUGAUGGAGUUCUGGCACUGCCACAAACCAACGAACGGUAACUAUACCAACGACAAAAUCGCGAAUCGGUUCAACAGUCUGAAGCCUGCCUCAGACACAUUAAUCGUGGGCGCUUACUACUUCCUGGCUCCUUCGCUGCCUUCAAUAUUCACGGAGAAUCAAUUUGUUAAGUGCGCUGGCUGCCACCAGAUUCUCGGGGAGCAGGAAAAUAAUAACCACAAACUUCUUAAAUGGAAGCUGGCACUGAGAGACAGGAACGCGCAACAAUAUUGUUCAUGCCUGAUCUAUCUAUAUAGUUAUUUGCUUGACUCGAUUGCCUCAACCGCAGUGCGUUUUUUCCUUGUGAAAAGCCAAUCGACAAGGGUUUUGCUAUGGUGUUUCAAUUUUGGAAUAGACGUGACGUUUUCAUCUUCAUAUUUGAAAAACUGCCUCAAAGUGAUGUACAUUGACGACGAGAGCAAAGUCUCCAAAUUUUUGGAGCAAAAUGACGGCGAGGGAACAAAUCAAAGGUCACUGCAUAACCGAUAUGAGGUGGUUGAUUUGGAAGACGACAUGAUGACUGAAACUAUCAAUGAGCUUAACACGAUCAACGAAAAGUUGCCAGAGUCGCAGCGACAAUUCAAUCAGUGGAAAGUGUCCUAUCUAGGAAGAAGAUUAUAG
Ogataea angusta is the source of this 1092-nucleotide messenger RNA. RefSeq lists its product as uncharacterized. The coding region runs from base 1 to 1092 and encodes 363 amino acids. Gene Ontology annotation, cellular component: ubiquitin ligase complex; nucleus; cytosol. Gene Ontology annotation, biological process: proteasome-mediated ubiquitin-dependent protein catabolic process; protein monoubiquitination; protein autoubiquitination. Lineage: Eukaryota; Fungi; Ascomycota; Pichiomycetes; Pichiales; Pichiaceae. Gene Ontology annotation, molecular function: cyclin binding; ubiquitin conjugating enzyme binding; ubiquitin protein ligase activity. The transcript has a single exon. The record is from RefSeq and is a predicted model, not a curated record.